CAGAAAUAUGUUUUUGUAUCUUAAUCAUUCUCGAGGACCGAUUCUUAGGGCUUUUGCUGCUCUGUUUCUUCAAAUCUUGUUUGUACAAUUCACUACGAAGAAGGUUGUUCUAAUGGCGAUUAGAAAGAUAAUUCGAGAUUUACUGAUCACAAAGCAGCCUCUUUUACGUCAACUAUUCCACCAACGAGUUCUGAGAGCAAACGCAAGAUCAGAGUUUCUUCCUGCUAUUGGGUAUACGAGUCAUCGCCGGUUCAGCGUUUUCACCGAGUUCUCGAAGAAUAUUAGAGGAGAAGCUCAUAGCAAUCCUGAAUUUGAAAGAACAGUAAAGGAGCUCAAGGAAAGAACAGAAGAGUUUAAAGGUGUAACAGAGGACCUGAAAGUGAGAACGAAACAAACGACUGAAAAGCUUUACAAGCAAGCUGAUGGUGUGUGGACUGAGGCUGAAUCUGCGGCCAAAAAGGUCUCUUCAAGUGUGAAAGACAAGCUCUCAGCAGCCAGUGAAGAGGUCAAGGAGUCAUUCAAGCUCGGGAAGGAGGAGAAUGCAGAGUCAGCGAGUUCAUCAGGCACAAGAGCCUCUCAAGGAGAAAAACAGCAAUCAGGUUCUACGGAGGAACUACAUACAUUUUUUGCAAAAUUCAAGUCAAGUCUUUCUUCACCAAAGGUAUCCGAGGUGUUUUACAGGCUGAAGGAAGCCAAACCCUUUGAUAUAGUAAAGCAAGCACUUGACAUUGUGAAGGAUGAGUUACGUGGGAACCCAUCUAGAAAAAAGUUCCUGGAACAUACACCUCCCCCGCCAUUCACCGGUGAGAGAAGUAUGAGAACAGAGAUGGUGGUUACGCAAACAAAACAGUCUAAGUUGCAACAAAAGUGGGAAUCCUUUAGAGAAAAGAUGCAAGGUUCUCCUGUAUUUAAACGUCUAAGCGGAAUGAGUGAGCCUGUUGUCAACAAGAGCCAAGAGAUUGCAGAAGAUGUGAGGGAAAUAUGGGAAACCAGUGAUAAUCCAAUUGUUCACAAGAUUCAGGACAUGAAUGAGAAGUUCUUGAAGGAAACAGAUUCUGCAUCAACUUACAAAGAGAUACGCAGCCGAGACCCAUCGUUCUCCUUGCCAGACUUUGCUGCAGAAAUUGAGGAAGUCAUCAAACCAGUCUUGAAUGCAUACAGUGAGGGAGAUGUUGAGACCUUGAAGAAGUAUUGCAGCAAGGAAGUGAUUGAACGGUGCACGGCAGAGCGCACAGCUUACCAAACUCAUGGUGUCCUUUUCGAUAACAAGCUUCUGCAUAUAUCUGAAGUCUCAGUUUCUGUGACAAAGAUGAUGGGAGAUUCCCCAAUAAUCAUCGCUAAGUUCCAAACGCAAGAAAUCUACUGCGUUCGUGACGAGAAUGGAGAAAUCCAAGAAGGUGGGCAGGACACGAUACACACGGUGUACCAUGAAUGGGCAAUGCAACAAGUGGAGACAACAGAAUUAGGGGAAGAUGCUAUUUAUCCCAUUUGGAGGCUCAGAGAGAUGUGUAGAAAUGGUGUUCAAGCUCUCAUUUAA
Molecule: messenger RNA, 1537 nt
Organism: Arabidopsis thaliana (thale cress)
Lineage: Eukaryota; Viridiplantae; Streptophyta; Magnoliopsida; Brassicales; Brassicaceae
Gene: TIM44-1
Product: translocase inner membrane subunit 44-1
Exons: 13
Coding region: 8-1537 (509 amino acids)
Biological process (GO): protein localization to mitochondrion
Cellular component (GO): TIM23 mitochondrial import inner membrane translocase complex; mitochondrial inner membrane
Molecular function (GO): ABC-type protein transporter activity
Source: RefSeq, marked reviewed